Molecule: messenger RNA, 813 nt
Organism: Arabidopsis arenosa
Lineage: Eukaryota; Viridiplantae; Streptophyta; Magnoliopsida; Brassicales; Brassicaceae
Source: the annotation of a GenBank genome assembly
GAAUGAGCACUCAAUUCACUAACUCACUCUUAAGUACAAAUAUUUUCAACAAUGGUUACUUCUUCUUCAACAAAGCUUGUCUUCUUUGCUUGCUUUGUUCUCUUCACAUUCUCAGACACACUCGUGGCUGGAGAAUCCGACAAAGUUCAGCUCAAUCUUUACUACGAAUCACUUUGUCCCGGUUGUCAGAGAUUCAUCGUUGAUGAACUAGUCAAAAUCUUUGACUCCGAUCUCGAUACAAUCACCGAUGUCAAGCUCGUUCCAUUCGGUAACGCCAAAGUCUCCGAUAAUCUAACCGUUAUUUGCCAGCAUGGUGAAGAGGAAUGCAAACUAAACGCUCUUGAAGCUUGCGUCAUUAAUACUUUGCCUAACCCGAAAUUGCAGUACAAUUUCAUACGGUGCGUUGAAAACUAUACCAAAAACUGGGAAUCAUCAUGUUUAAAUGGCUAUGGAGAUGAGAAAGCCAUCAAUGCUUGUUACAACAGUGAUCUCUCUAAAAAGCUCAUACUUGGGUAUGCAAAACAAACCUCGAGUCUUAAGCCGGAACAUGAAUUCGUCCCAUGGGUCACACUCAACAGCAAACCACUCUAUACUAAUCUAGACGAUCUGGUGGGCCAAGUCUGCAAAGCUUACAAAGGAAAGACUCCACUCCCAAAAAUCUGUAGUUCCUCUGCCUUGUCGGAGUGGAAAAUGUCGAAGCUUGAAUUCUCCUAUGUCGAUGAAACUAUCAAUCACUAAGUUAAUUAUCAAACCACUAAGAUGGAUUUAAGCUUAUGUCAGUGUGAAAUAAUUAAAUAAAGACCUUAUUUCUAA